AUGAGUGCCGAGCUCUUGCGAAUCUCUAAUCAACGAGCGGCCAUCACCGCACAGCGGGCUAUUCUGGACAAGCAGGAUUCCGCGUUGGCCUCACUCUGGAACACGUACCAACCUCUCAGUCGACUUCCUGCGGAGCUUCUUGUUGAGAUCUUCAUCGAGUACAGCUGGAAUAGAGGUACGCUCACCUCAGCCUGGAAAAGGCUGAGGCUUGUCUGUCGUCAUUGGGACGAAGUUGUCUGCGGGUCGCCCUCGUUGUGGCGCACGAUCGACGUUCAUACGAAUACACGCUGGCUGGCGCUAUGCCUCACUCGUUCCGUUCAGGCGACCCUCGACAUCACUUUCCAUCACGCGUCAAGGGACCUUUCCCUUGAGGAUUUCCAAACGACCAUAUCUCCUCACGCGGCUCGCAUACGUUCCCUGACCGUGCCCUACCUCCCCUGGUCGGAAACACCUUCCAACCUUUGCCCGAUAUUCGACUUCGAUAUGCCCGCCCUCGAGACCGUAGAGUUCAAGGCACCUCUCCCUGAAGCUUCCGAGCUCCACCUCUCUCACCAACGCCAUCCACAUGUUCAACGACUUUCUUUGGAAUGCGUGUGUCACCCUGUGGAUCUCCAACUCCUGUCCCAUCUACGCUCCCUCUCGAUCUCCACAUGCCGCGAGGCCUUUCGGGUGGACGAGUUUCUCCAUGCUCUAGCGUCGAGUUCCCGCCUUGAAGAGUUAUUUCUACACAACUUUCUUCGUGGGCUCAUCGGCGAUUUCCGUUCCCCCUCGGAUUCGUCCAGGAAACCGAUCAAAUUAGCCUCGCUCGUUCUCCUCCACAUCGCGGAGAAGAGUGUCCCCAUCAUCUCGAUGUUCGUAUCACAUCUGUGUCUCUCGACCAACGCCAAAAUUGACUUGUCUUGCGCAACCGGAGACGAGGAGGGGGAAGGCCUUCUAGGUGGCUCGCUUUCCGGCUUUCUACCUCCGACCGCCCAUCGUGCGGCAUUUGCUCCGCUCCUCAGCUCUUUAACAGUAACAUACAUCUCCCUUGCUGCUGAGGCCUUGGAAGACGACUCCAUGGGCCUCGAGCACGGCAUGGCAGACUUACUCGACAUAUUCGACGCCACUUCGUACAAUGGGCAUCUUUCCAUCACCGGCAUCGAGGAGAACGCCCCAGCCGAUAUUUGGGACCACCUGUUCGAGUCUUUUCGGGUGUUGAAGUCCCUCUCCCUCUCGCCAGUGGGGCCUCAAAAUGGGAUGCCGUUGUGCUGGAUCGCGCGUAGUGAUUUAUACGGCGACGAUACGGACUCUAACUCGGAGGCAACGACCUUCAUUCGAUGUUAG
This is a messenger RNA of Trametes versicolor FP-101664 SS1, 1323 nucleotides long. RefSeq lists its product as uncharacterized. NCBI's taxonomy places the organism in Eukaryota, Fungi, Basidiomycota, Agaricomycetes, Polyporales, Polyporaceae. Gene Ontology annotation, molecular function: protein binding. Bases 1 to 1323 code for a protein of 440 amino acids. The record is from RefSeq and is a predicted model, not a curated record. The transcript is spliced from 2 exons.